This is a messenger RNA of Hylaeus volcanicus, 3500 nucleotides long. Its product is annotated as ribonucleoside-diphosphate reductase large subunit-like. Lineage: Eukaryota; Metazoa; Arthropoda; Insecta; Hymenoptera; Colletidae. The transcript has 2 exons. The coding region runs from base 708 to 3320 and encodes 870 amino acids. Gene Ontology annotation, biological process: deoxyribonucleotide biosynthetic process; DNA replication. The record is from RefSeq and is a predicted model, not a curated record. Gene Ontology annotation, molecular function: ribonucleoside-diphosphate reductase activity, thioredoxin disulfide as acceptor; ATP binding. Gene Ontology annotation, cellular component: ribonucleoside-diphosphate reductase complex.
CGACCGUUCGAAACGUUUUUAGCAAUAGGAAUGAAGAAUUACGCAGACAUGUUUUAUAUAUAAAUGUUUUUAUAAAUAUUAACCAUUUUUAAAGUUCUUGUUUUUUCGAAAAAUAUCUUUUGUGUAUACAAUUGAUUCAGGAUAUAGCUUUUUUUAAAUUAGUUUAUUUGCUCUAACAAUUUAUUCAAGUUUUUUAAUCAGGGUCUAGCCUGCGUAGUACAAUCCCUGCUUAUUUCAUAUUCAUAUAUUGUAUUAAGAUGUGGGACGUUUUUAAUAAACAAGUUUAAAAUUUUUACAUUGAUAAUUUUUCUUCGAGUGUUUCGAAUUUUCGAUUCCUUAUUUUUACGGAACUUUAAUCCGUUCUACAGAAACCUUUUAAUUUUUUAUAUACGACUUGAAUUCUACUGUAAAAUAAAUGUAUACAUAUUUGACUCUCAAUUUUCAAAAAAUGGAGCUACCAUCGGAUUCCUAUAACAUCUAAUAGAUGACAGAUUUGCAACGUCCCUGUACAUGUGAAUCGGAAAUGUAUCUCUGAUGAAAACUGAAUUCAGUAAUCCUAGUUAUUAUAUAGUGCUAUAACAAAAUGUUUUGUUACAGUGCGUCCAAUUUUUUUUUGUGUUUCUUUAUCAAAAAAUUUUAGUAUAGUAGUUUUGUAGAACAUUUUUAAUUUUUUGUUGUUAAAAAAAAGAACAUAUAUUUUUAUUGAUAUGCUCGAUCCAAUGAGUACAGAGCUAAAAGUUAUGUAUGUGGUUAACCGUACAGGAAAACGAGAACCAAUAGCUUUUGAUAAAAUUUUAUCUCGAAUUGAGAAAUUGUCUUUCGGAUUGCAUUCUUUAGUAGAUCCAGCAAUUGUAGCUAAAAAUGUUAUUAAUGGUAUGUAUUCUGGAAUAAAAACCUCAGAGUUAGACGAACUAGCUGCUCAAACGUGUGCUUAUAUGGCUGGAUACCAUCCAGAUUUCUCUAAAUUAGCUGCUCGUAUUGCUAUUUCAAAUCUUCACAAAAAUACGUUAAAAGACUUUGACAAAGUGAUUGAGCAGCUUUACAAUUGUAAAAGUGCUAUAGGAGAACCAGCUCCUUUAAUCGCGUUGGAUGUUUACAAUUACAUUAAAGAAAACAUUUCUCUACUAAACAAUGCCAUUAAUUACGACCUGGAUUUUGAAUAUGAUUAUUUUGCGUUUAAAACUCUUGAAAGAUCAUAUUUGUUACGUGUUGAUAAUAUAAUUGUUGAGAGACCUCAGCAUAUGCUUAUGCGCGUGGCUUGUGGUAUUCAUUGUGGAGAUAUGGACAGUAUACUUGAAACAUAUAAGCUAUUGUCUGAGAGGUACUUUUGCCAUGCAACACCUACCCUUUUUAAUGCAGGAACGCCUAAUCCACAAAUGUCUUCUUGUUUUUUAAUGACAAUAAAAGAUGAUUCAAUUUGUGGUAUUUAUGACACUCUUAAGGAUUGUGCAUUGAUAUCCAAAACGGCUGGUGGUAUUGGGUUAGCGAUUCAUAAAAUCAGAGGUUCUGGUGGUUAUAUUAGCGGAACAAACGGAAGAUCUAAUGGUAUCAUUCCUAUGCUGAAGGUUUUUAACGCAACAGCACGAUAUGUAGAUCAGGGAGGUGGUCGCCGAAAAGGUUCCUUCGCUAUAUAUCUUGAGCCAUGGCAUCCAGAUAUCAUGGAUUUUCUAGAUCUUAGAAAAAAUCAUGGUUCAGAAGACGUGCGCGCUCGUGAUCUUUUUUAUGCUUUAUGGAUUCCUGAUCUUUUCAUGAAGCGCGUGGAAGCUGACCUGGAGUGGUCACUUUUUUGUCCUAAUGAGGCUCGAGGUCUCGCUGAGUGUUGGGGUGAUGAAUUUGAAGCACUUUACACAAAACAUGAAGAGGAAAAACGCGCCUAUACAACAUUAAAAGCACAAACACUUUGGUUUGCCAUUUUACAAAGUCAAAUUGAAACUGGCACGCCUUACAUGCUUUAUAAAGAUGCUUGCAAUAGAAAGUCAAAUCAACAAAACUUAGGAACAAUUCAAUGUAGUAAUUUAUGCACAGAAAUAGUUCAAUAUACUUCGCCUGAUGAAAUAUCCGUGUGCAAUUUAGCAUCUUUAGCUUUACCCCGUUUUGUUGUCCCAGAAACGAAAAAUGAACAAUCAACAGAAAAAGAAGAACAAGAACGCUUGACGUUUGAUUAUAAUAAAUUGUACAAUGUUACGAAAAUUGUAACGCGAAAUCUUAACAAAAUUAUUGAUCGUAACUUUUAUCCAGUACCCGAAGCAAAACAAUCAAAUUUUCGUCAUAGACCCAUUGGUAUAGGAGUACAAGGACUUGCUGAUGUAUUCCUAUUAUUAAAAGUUCCUUAUGGUUCGCCAGAGUCAAGGAAAAUAAACCGUUUUAUUUUUGAAACAAUAUAUUUUGCUGCGUUAGAGUCAAGUAUGGAAAUCGCUAAGGUUAAGGGAACUUAUGAUUCAUAUCAAGGUUCACCUAUAAGCAAAGGACUUUUGCAAUUUGAUAUGUGGAAUAAUGAAAGAAAGGACCAGGGUUUGGAUCCUAUACAACUGUCGGGUUUAUGGGAUUGGGAUUCUUUAAGAUUAAAAAUAAGAGAUUAUGGGGUUAGAAAUUCUUUGCUAGUGGCCCCUAUGCCAACCGCUUCGACAUCUCAAUUAUUAGGCAACAAUGAAUCUUUUGAGCCAUACACAUCAAAUAUAUAUUGUAGACGUGUUCUUAGUGGAGAGUUUUUUGUGGUGAAUCCGCACUUAUUACGAGAUCUAAUAAGUCUUGGCUUAUGGAAUGAGCGUUUACGCCAAGUUUUAAUUUCAUCGAAUGGAUCCGUUCAAGAUAUACCGGAAAUACCAGAUGAAAUGAAGAAUUUGUACAAAACUGUGUGGGAAAUCAAGCAGAAAACAAUUCUCGACAUGGCUGCAGAUCGUUCUCCUUUCAUUGAUCAAUCACAGUCAUUAAAUCUUCAUGUUUCAUCUCCUACGUUUGCGAAAUUGUCAUCUAUGCAUUUUUAUGCAUGGCGUUUAAAACUGAAAACUGGACAAUAUUAUUUAAGAACACAAGCUGCAGUUGAUGCAAUCAAAUUUACCGUAGACAAAUCUUUUUUGAAAGAACCAACAACCACUUCUCUAGUCUAUCCAACACAACAACAUGGUGUAUCAAUAUCACCUAAACAUGACGUGGAGUUAUCCAAAUCAGUGGAUUUAUUUAAUAACAACAAGACUCCAGUACCUAGAAGUUUCGUCCAACCCUCCCUCAUACCGCACAGGGGCACUGGUAUGACCUCUGUGGCAUGCCCAAGACGUGUGUCUGGAGAUAAGAAUGACAUUUGCUACUCUUGUUCAGGUUAACAUGUAUGUCUAUAUGAAAGAGUACGCGGUAUUCUAUUUUUAACCAGUAGCAUAGAGUAAUUUUUAAAGAGAAACAAUUCGAAUUGAGUGGGUAACACGAUUUAAGCUAACAUGACAGAACAUCUUUAUAAUAAAUGAAUUUCUUGAUAAAAGCGGUUUUGCAAUUUAUCAAUCACGCCG